GCGAGAUGCCGUCAGAGCAGCGCGCGCUCACUCGCGCGCCCGCGGCUUUGAAAGAACGGACGUCGCGCGGGGAGGGAGGAAGGAGAAGCGAGGGGAGGAGAGGAGAGGAGAGGAGAGGGGAGGGGGUGCGCCGCGAGCGACACGGGAGCGCGCCGAGCGGUGCAGAUGUGUCGCAGAUUUGAAAACUCGCCACACACGGAAUAGAAGGAAAACGAAAGAAUGGAAAACGACGGAAAGUGAAAGGGAACGAGCACCGCGCGUGACACAGGAGGGAUGCGGGGCUGAGGACGCGCGCUGCACGGCCAACGCUCGAGACUCGUCAGGAAGCGAACGCCACACACUUUGUUUGUCGAGAUUAAACGGGAGUCAGUAUCGCCGGGGCCAAAGUAGAGGGUAACAUCACAUUCCCGUCCUGCCCGAGCGAGCGCGCGCGCACGCCACCCCGGCCCGCGUACUGAUGGAGCUGUCAGCGAUAGGCGAGCAAGUGUUCGCUGUGGAGUCCAUCAUCAAGAAGAGGGUUCGCAAGGGCAACGUGGAGUACCUGCUGAAGUGGAAGGGAUGGCCGCCCAAGUACAGCACGUGGGAACCUGAGGAGCACAUCUUGGACCCGCGCCUGGUCCUCGCCUAUGAGGAGAAGGAGCAGAAGGACAGAGCCCUGGGAUACCGAAAAAGAGGCCCAAAGCCCAAGAGGCUCCUCCUACAGAACAUUUACACCAUGGAUCUGCGCAGUGCACACAAGGGCCCGGAGAAGCCCCCCGCUCGCCUCCGUCUCUCCCUCACCCGAUCCCUGACCCCCGAGGCAGGAGCCGAGGGUCCGCCGUGUCGCACUGGGGGGGCCCUUUACCGCCGGCUGGCCCAGCGCAGGAACAAGCAAAGGGCAUCCAAGUUACUGCGCAUCAGUCCCCAGCCCCGGCCCACCACGCCCACCCCUGAGAGCCUGGACAGAGACUGGGGGGACAGAGAGGACGAGGAGGAGGAGGAAGAGGAUGAGGAAGAGGAGGCGGCUAGACAGGAGGCUGAGAGAGAGAUCCAUCACGACAUGCUAAAUGGGUCAGACCAGGCAGAGUGCUGGAGCUCAUCCGUGGGGGCAGAGACAGAGACCAUGACCGAGCGCUCAGAGGGCUGGAGUCCGGGCACCGGUCCAGGGGAGGUGACCGUGACAGAGCGGCCGGAGGGCUGGAGUCCGGUCAUUAGCCCGGGGGAGGUGACCGUGACAGAUGUCACCAUCAACUCGGUGACAGUGACUUUCCGAGAGGCCCUGGUGGCCAAGGGUUUCUUCAAAAGCUGGGAGCUGGAGUUCUGAUACCCAGAGAUUGGUGGGGAGGGGGUCGGAAAGUGGGCAGUCAAGACUGAAAAGCGAGGCCGGGAAGCGAAGACUGCUGGGUACCUGAAUUCCUCUCCUACAUGUCCCUGAACGUCCUCCUCUCGUUGUGCCCUGUGUCCGGGCGCAUCCCCCCUCCUGCGCCCACCGUGUCUCAGCAGCGCUCUUUGCAUUUGCAUCGUUUUCAUCGCCCUGCACACACAUCCACAUGCAUCCCUACUUUCCCGAGCGAUACCCAGACACACAAACACGCCCUGGCGCUGCACGCAGAGCAUCGGCUCAGCACACUAUGUGGCAAGUGAUGAGGAAUACGCAGUACUGUACAAAAGUCUUAAGCGCUUAGAUGUUUCACAGAAAUAUUAGUUUUAGACGGUUAU
Molecule: messenger RNA, 1698 nt
Organism: Scleropages formosus (Asian bonytongue)
Lineage: Eukaryota; Metazoa; Chordata; Actinopteri; Osteoglossiformes; Osteoglossidae
Gene: cbx7b
Product: chromobox homolog 7b
Exons: 6
Coding region: 458-1303 (281 amino acids)
Biological process (GO): negative regulation of transcription by RNA polymerase II
Cellular component (GO): PRC1 complex
Source: RefSeq, a predicted model, not a curated record